This is a messenger RNA of Protopolystoma xenopodis, 1170 nucleotides long. Lineage: Eukaryota; Metazoa; Platyhelminthes; Monogenea; Polystomatidea; Polystomatidae. The record is from the annotation of a GenBank genome assembly.
CCCCUAUCGGAAGCCUCGGCCGGAGAAAUGGUCCCCGGGCUCCACCACGACGGAGGCCACGUCGGCAGCUCCAAGGACAAAAGAGACCCACUCAGUCGACAACCAGACGGACGGGUCGUAGCAGACGGCCUGCAGCCUGGGCUCGUCCACCUGCUCUGGACUCUCCAUACAGACAAUUCCGACCCUCUGGGAAGCUUCGGCCGGAGAAAUGGUCCCCGGGCUCCAGGACGACGGAGGUGUUCUCUACAUCGUCCUCUACCUUCAUCACCAACUGGUACGUGGCCACCUGAGGCGCGUAGGCAGGAUGUAAAUACUCCAGCAAUUGAUGCUGCUUCUGCAUCCAUUCAUCCAUCAACCAGUCGGACGAGCCUGGGCUCGUCCACCUGCUCCGGACUCUCCAUGCAGACAAUUCCGCCCCUCUGGGAAGCUUCGGCCGGAGAAAUGGUCCCCGGGCUCCAGGAUGACGGAGGCCAUGUCGGUGGCUUUAAGGAUAUAAGAGGCCCACCCAGUCGACAACCAGACGGACGGGUCGUAGCAGACGGCCUUCUCCGAGUUCUGGUGACCCAUCAGAAGAGCCUCCACCUCGGACUGGCAGGAUGCAAAUACUCCACCAAUUGCUGCUGCUUCUGCAUCCAUUCAUCCAUCAACAAGUCGGGCCAGGCCUGGCAGACGGACGGUCUCCUCUCCGCCCUGGAGCUCUGCUCGUCCACCUGCUCCGGACUCUCCAUGCAGAAAAGUCCGCCCCUCUGGGAAACCUCGGCCGGAGAAAUGGUCCACGGGCUCCAGGACGACGGAGGCUCCAAGGAUCAAAGAGUUCUACCAAAUACAACCAGACGUACCGAUCCUAGCAGACGGCUAGGCCCGGCAGACGCACGGUCUCUUCUCCGCCUGGAAACUCUGCUCGUCCGGCAGCCUGGUCUAGUCCAUCUGCUCCAAUCUCCAUGCAGAGUCCGACGUUCUGGGAAGUCUCGACCGCCGAUAUGGGCCCCGGGCUCCAGCACGCCGGUGGGCUCCUCAUCAGCUCUAAGGACAGAAGAGCCCCACUCAGUCAGCACAUCUCGACCCCGACGCGACCGCGUUAGGGGCCCAAAACAGGCCAAAAGCCCCCUAUCGCAUGUAAUAGCUGGUCAUGUGUCCUCUGCCUGCGCCGAGCUCCGGCCGCUGCGAUAG